Molecule: messenger RNA, 1149 nt
Organism: Daphnia pulicaria
Lineage: Eukaryota; Metazoa; Arthropoda; Branchiopoda; Diplostraca; Daphniidae
Exons: 5
Coding region: 22-978 (318 amino acids)
Source: RefSeq, a predicted model, not a curated record
UUUUUUAUUUUUACAGGAAUUAUGCAAAACAUUCAGAAUGCUAUCGGGAAUCGGCACGUGACUUUUAAAAUACCUGCCGUGCCGUUCGUGUCGAACCUUUGGCGAACCAAAAACGCCACGCUCGUUUCAUCUUCCGCCAAGAAUUCAUCAUCCACUCCAGUUGCAACGGCGGAUGAGCAGAUCGGGGUCAGCGGCGGCGUCCAGUCGACGGCUGGACCCAUCAAACCCGGCGGACAUCAACCAGGAGAUUGGUGCGGAGGCAACAUCUUAUUGGAUCUCAAUUCACGGCGAGAGUUAACCUACAAGUCGACGCUAUUCCCGGCCGCUCGCUCAGUCCCGUACGCCUGCUCCUGGGACGUCAAGGUGAGCAAGAAUUGCCGUCGAGGUCGGGUGACGAUGCGAAUGGACGGACGCAGUCGACUGGCCACCGAGGAUCGUUGCAGCAAAGGAUAUUACCGAGUCUCGCCAUUCAUGAAGGAAGCCAAAAUCUGCGGACACAUUGGGACCGUUCCGCCCUUCCAGUGGUACGUGGACGAAAACCAGCCGGAAGAGGUGACCAUCAUCAUGAAAAACAUUGGAUUGAAUGACGGCCGUGACGAAGGAUUGUCUUUUACCCUCUCAAGCGAAUGUCUGACGACGUCCAAGGAUAGCAGCAGCAGUGAGAGUAAAAUCAACAGCAGCAACGUGGCGAUGGACAACAUGGAAACCAACAGCCGCUGGAUGUACCGUCUGCUGAUGGACUCGGCCACUCCCGGCAGCCGCCAGAGUCAAGUGAUCCUCCACACGGCCUCCAUGUCGUUCCAGCCCAACUCCAAACUGUCGGCAAAGGCCUCGGAGAAAAUCAGCCAAGAUUUCGGUCAAGCUACGGCAUCCGAUCCGGCGGUCGACGACGAGUCCAGCACAACGGUCAAACCGGCCAACAAAAUCACAUUCUAUUCGCCACUCUAUUUAAUUUUCCGCAAAUUGAACCUCAUUUAAAUUUGAAAUUUGAAUUGACAAUUAUAGCUGCUGGUCGGCUAUUUAUUGGACCCAUGUAUACUUGCAUUAUUCAUUAAUUUUAUUCUUAAAAAUGAUAAUUAUUCACUCUAAUUUAAAGCCCGUUGUAUGUGUGUGUGUGUCGUGUUACAAGUUGAUGGAAAUAAAAGAAAA